Xiphophorus hellerii (green swordtail) is the source of this 3456-nucleotide messenger RNA. RefSeq names its product centrosomal protein 83 (gene cep83). The transcript has 16 exons. The record is from RefSeq and is a predicted model, not a curated record. Gene Ontology annotation, cellular component: ciliary transition fiber; centrosome; Golgi apparatus. The coding region runs from base 686 to 2860 and encodes 724 amino acids. NCBI's taxonomy places the organism in Eukaryota, Metazoa, Chordata, Actinopteri, Cyprinodontiformes, Poeciliidae. Gene Ontology annotation, biological process: establishment of centrosome localization; cilium assembly.
AGUUCGGUUCGCUGCCUCAACAUGUUUCAGUUAUGAACGCUGUGUUUGACAUAACAUUCAGAAUUAAUGUAUUUUUCAGACUUACUGCAUGUACUUGUUAAAAGAAAUGAGCAAAGAUGCCGAGUGUCCGAUAAUGCACACAGCGUAGAAGCUAGUUAGCGUGUCACGCUUCGGGGCGCGACAUUCAAACACAACAGUGGACGACGACGUUAACCUCCAGUGUAGCCAUUACCCUCAAUGUGUGUUUUUUUUCCCGUUACAAUUAUUAGGAAUUAAAAACUCGCGGUUGGAACAGUUUUAUUUCUCUAAUUAAAGACACUUAUUGUGAGCCUUGUUGCUUUCUAACUCUUGACAGUCCGUAUUAAUCCAGAGGCUUGUGAAGUGGCCGUGACCAGGUUCAGAGCAGAGUUGGUCUAAUUGUAAUCACAGACUCUUGUAUCCAUAAUAGCAGCUGCUGCCGGGGAAACGAGCGAACUAAUCACUUGAGACCGAUUCCGAGCUGAGAGCUGAUUGGGACAAGAGGCUUUAGGGACUCGAAGCCACCAUGGUUACUGACAACAAGACGUGAAGCUGAAGCCACUUUAUUCACCGUUGAACUGCGUAAAGACUCACACAGACCGCGGUGAGUUGUGCCGCUUCAUUCCCCGCUAGUUUACUGUCGGGUUUUGCACCUGCCGCAGGUGAGAUGGCCUCGCGCGGGCAGCCGGCCUCUCUGGUCGCCAACCUCGUGCCGGGGAUGGGGAAGUCUGCAGCCGCGCUGGGGCUGUCCGCCGGGCUGGGGGGAGCGGAGCUGGAGCUGCAGAAGAUGCUCAUCGACGAGAGGAUCAAGAGUGAAAACCACCGGACCAACUACCAGACCCUGAAGGCUGAGCACACCAGCCUGCAGACGCAGUUCACUCAGGCGCAGGGGGAAGUGAGGCGCCUGCUGAGCGAGAAACAGAGCGAGCAGGAGAGGCUGCAGCUGCUGCUGGCCGAGCUGCGGGGAGAGCUGCUGGACAAGACCCGGGAGCUGGAGGAGCUGCGCCUGCAGGUGAUGACCCCUCAGCGGCUGGAGCUCCUCAGAGCUCAGGUGCAGCAGGAGAUGGAGGCUCCGGUGAGGGAGAGGUUCAACAAGCUGGAGGAGGAGACGGAGAAGUAUCGGUCCGAGUACAACAAGCUGCGCUACGACUUCACCGUCGUCAAGUCCCAGCUGGAGCACCAGAGGGAGGAGCACAGCCGCACCCUGGAGGACAGGAGGAUCCUCCAUGAGGCCGAGGUCGCCCGGCUGGAGAAGGAGCGGGAGGAGCUGGUGGCGCAGUAUCAGGACUCAGAGGCCAUGUGUGACGGGAAGCGGGUGGAGGCUCUGCUCAGGGAGAAGGCCCAGCUCCACCAGAGGCUCAAAGGCCUGGAGGCGGAGGUGGCCGAGCUCAGAGCCCAGAGGGAUUCCUCGGGCCAGCAGGCCGAGAGCGUGCAGCGCAUCCAGAUCAGACAGCUGACGGAGCUGCAGUCUGCAGUCAAGUCACAAGAGGCGGAGCGUCAGUCGCUGCGGCAACAGCUGGACAGGAUGGAGAGCGAGCUCCAGCAGAGCCUCGAGCAGAACGGCCAGCUGACUGGGAGGCUGCACCGCGCUGAGAGGGAGGCCAGCGCUCUGACCGCUCAGAUCGACAGCCUGAAGCAUUCACACAAACUGGAGCUGGCCAGCGUCAGGCUGGACUGUGCUCGAUCCAAAGGAGACAUGGAGAGGGAGAGGGACACACUGCAGGGACAGGUGGACGGUCUGCAGGCAGAUGUUGAGGUGCUGAACGCGGCGCUGGAGCGAAACAAGGAGGUUGUGUUGGAAAAAGAGAGAGAGAUGGUGAGGAAGGUGCAGUCGGCCCGAGAGGAGGAGUUCCACAAGAUGGCCACCUUACACGAGGAGAGGCUGGAGUUGGAGAACCGCCUGGCAGUGUUGGAACAGCAGAGGGCGCUGCAGGACUCGUCGGAUCAGGCGCUGAAGGAGGAGUGGGAGGAACGACUGCGCAGCGCUCAGCAGGGAGAGGAGUCGCUCCGCAGAGAGCUGCAGAACCUCAGAAACAAACUGCAGCAGCAGAGUUCACAGCUAGAGGCGCUAGAGAGACAGAAAGCAGAGAUUAAUGACCUGCAGCAGCAGAACCAAGACCUCGGCGUCCAGCUGGGGGCGCUGUCGCGCUCCGAAGGCGAGCUGACGGACGCCAACCAGAGACUGAGGGAGACUCUGGACAGAGUGAGGGAGGAGGCGCGGGCGACCCGGGCCCAGGCGGAGCGGAGCCAGCAUGAGGCAGAGAGGAUGGUGGAGGAUCGGCGGGUCGAGUGGUUGGAGGACAAACACCGGCUGCAGGAGCGAGAAGCGGAGCUGCAGCAGAAAUACUCUCAGGCUAAAGAGAAGCUGCAGAGAGCAGCAGUGGCUCAGAAGAAGAGGAAACAUCAGACGGAGAACAGAGAGAAGAAGCUGCACAACAAGAUCCAGCUGCUGGAGGCUAAAAUCGAACAGCUGGAGCUGGAAGCUGCUGCUGCCACAAAGAGACGGUCAACGUUCUCAGAGGAGCAGGCGCAGCUGAGGCGGAGGCUGAAGGAGCUGCAGCGACGACACGACGAGUUCCGCUGCCUCCUGCUGAGCGGUCAGGGCCCCGCCCUCAUGACCUCCGCGCUCUCCCUCGGGAAAAACAUUUUAAUAGGAGAUGAUGGGGUGAUUGUGUGUGUCCUGCAGGAGGGAGAGUUCUCUCUGCUGCAGAGGAGACUGGAGAGUCUGGAGAACGCUCAGCAGCAGCAGCUGGAGGAACUGGGAUCACUGGUGCAAAAGGAGCAUGAUGAACCUCCCAAACAUGACCCCCUGACCCCUGACCCUGUCACUUUGGACUUAUAAAUAUUUUGUAAUCAGACGGUGCUUUUCAAGUCAAGUGAAUGAAAAUGGUUUGCAGAGAUGUAUUUUUCUAAAAGUGAACCAGUUUCUUGUUUUUCUUCUGCGCCUAGAACAGAACUGACUCAGGGUUCAACGUGUUUACAUCUGGUUUAGACCAGGGGUCCGAAACUCACCGGUGCUUAACAAAACCUGCUUAGCAUUUUCAAAUUUAGCUUAUUUUAUGGCUAAAAAAACAAUUUCAUAUCAUAGAAAAACUAAACUUUUACAAUAAAAGAAAUGUUCCUUGUGGGAACAAUUCAUAUUUAUGCAAAAUGGAAAAAUGCAAUGUACUUUUACCAUAUAUAUAUAUACAUAUAUAUAUAUAUAUAAAAUUCUCUUGUGCCAUUAAGUGGUGUAGAAAGUAUCAGCUUGCAGAUCCCUGGUCUAAACUACAGAGGAAAUGAUUUGUAUGCAGUUGUGACAAAAAGCACUACAUGCUGCAACUUGCACAUGAGAUGUACAGAUUGUUCAUUUUACUCGCCCAAUCACUCAGGGAUGUUUGUGACUCAUUUGUGGCUUCCUCUGUCCUAAUGUGUGAUAUUAAAUGCUACCGUUCAUCA